UGCUGCUUGCGGGGUAGGUAGAGACAGACAAACACCUAGAGCAUCUUUACUAAGCAAGCGCGCUUUAAAAGUCAAAGCCUUGCAAUCGGUGUGAGAUAGGAGUGAAUAUCAUGAAGGGUGAGACAUAAUGGGGAACGAUCAUGCGUUCGCGUCAAAUGAUUUAGUUAUGUUAGUUCUAUGCACGUACGCGGGACAAUAUUUAAUCUUGUUGCAAACCUUUUUGACCUCUUGAGGAGUGAAGGAAGACAUCAAUUUCUCAGAAGGCUGAACUUCAACCAACUCUUGUGAGUUUGAAUUCCUCCUGACUGGCUGGAUAACAACAUGCCUAUCCUGGAGAGAGAGCCGCCGAAAGGCCGAAGGGAAAGCUAUGUCCUGCCCAAGGUGCCUGUCCCACCCCUGAAACAGACUCUGGACAUGUACCUGAGCUGUAUGAAACACCUGGUGAAGGAGGAACAAUAUCAGAAGACUAAAGCCAUCGUGGUGAAGUUUGGAGAGCCAGGCGGCACUGGAGAGCUGCUGCAGAAGAAACUACUGGAGAGGAGUGACAAGACAUACAACUGGGUUUAUGACUACUGGCUAGAAGAUAUGUAUUUGAAUCAGAGAUUGGCCCUACCAGUCAACUCCAAUCCUGCCAUGGUCUUCCCAAAACAAAACUUUAAAGAUCGCAAAGACUCACUCAGAUUUGCUGCUCACCUCAUCACAGGAGUUCUGGAGUACAAGGAACGUAUUGACACGCGGGUGUUGCCUGUGGACUUUGCUCGGGGCCAGCUGGCAGGGACCCCUCUGUGUAUGAAGCAGUAUUACCGUCUCUUCAACACAUACCGUCUGCCCGGCCACAAGAGGGACACCCUCGUCAUCCACAAGCCUGGGUCGACUGAGCAGGAGCACAUCAUCGUGGCAUGCAAGAACCAGUUCUUUGUGUUGGACCUAGUUGUAAAUAAGAAAAAGCUGAAAGAAAUGGACAUCUUAACCCAGUUGGAGAAGAUAGUGAAGAUGGCGGAGAACUCAGAGGAGAGACAGCCUCCAUUUGGUCUGCUGACGUCUGAUGGAAGAACAGAAUGGGCCCAAGCUAGAGAAGUGCUCAUCAAAGAUUCGGUAAACAAAGAGUCAUUGGCUGUGAUUGAGAAGUGUCUGUGUGUGUUGUGUCUGGACAACCCCAGUGGGAUGGAGGUUGGGGAUACCAGCCGAGCCCUGCUGAUGCUCCAUGGAGGAGGCCAUGAGAAGAUGGGGGCGAACCGUUGGUAUGACAAGCCAAUGCAGUUUAUUGUAGGGGAGGACGGAGUCUGCGGAACAGUGUGCGAGCACUCACCCUUCGAGGGCAUUGUUCUGGUGGCAUGUACUGAAUACCUGAUGAAAUUUAUGACUGGAAGUCCCUCCAAGAUGGGGAGGGCCACCAGCGUGUCGGAGCUUCCUACUCCUGCUAGACUGCUCUGGAAGACCACACCUCACAUCCAGGACCUCUUGAAGGCCUCUGCUGAGAGACUACAGAGGCUGGUUAGAGAUCUGGACAUGGAUGUGCACAAGUUUGAGGUCUAUGGAAAAGAAUUCAUCAAGAAACAGAAGAUGAGCCCAGAUGCAUACAUACAGGUGGCUCUACAGCUGGCAUUCUACAGAUGCAAUGGAAGGCUGGUGUCCACUUAUGAAAGUGCAUCUAUCCGUCGUUUCCAUGAGGGCCGGGUGGACAACAUCCGCUCAGCUACCUCCGAGGCUCUGGCCUUUGUGAAGGCCAUGACGGACGAGAAGGCAUCUCUCUCUGAUUCUGAAAAGAUGAAACAAUUGUGGGAUGCAAUUAACGCCCAGACAAAUUACACAAUCACAGCUAUUACAGGGUUGGGAAUAGACAAUCACCUUCUCGGACUCAGAGAGAUCGCACAAGAGCUCAACAUGGAGAGGCCGGAGAUCUUCACAGAUGAAACCUAUGUGGCCAGUAACCAGUUCAUUCUCUCCACCAGUCAGGUCCCAACCACAGUGGAGAUGUUCUGCUGCUAUGGCCCGGUUGUUCCUAACGGCUACGGGUGCUGCUACAACCCCCAGUCAGACCACCUCCUCUUCAGCGUGACCAGCUUCCACGGUAGCACCGAGACCUGCUCGGCAGUGUUCAUCAAGGCUCUAGACGAGGGCCUCGUAGAGAUGAGGGAUCUGUGCAGGAAGAGUAAUAAGCCUCAGAGCAGCGCUGCUCCUGCUGCCUCGAAGGCGGUUGAGAAUAACCAAGGAGCUGGCAGCAAGCUUCCAAGCACACUUCAGAAAACAGGGAAGUAAUUCAUACCAAUGUAGCUUAUGACGGCUUCAGAGUCACACUCAACUUCCGCCGCAUCCCGGUAUGUCGUAAAAGGAGUGUUAACUAGUUGUCCUGUGUGUAUUUUCAUGUUUGUGCAAUCAGGUUUGUGUUUUACGACUGAUUCUCUCAAUUCAAUCAGAAAAUAUGAAGCCUUAACUAUGUAACUAUGUACAUAAAACUAAGAGUUAAUAAUUUAGCUGUAAUGACUACAAAGAAUUAAACAUGGAAAAAAACAUAGUUGUAGACUCUCAUUCAUCAUUGACACUGUGUGGGAGUCAAGACAGAGCAGAGAUAUCUGGUCUACUAAUAGGAAACUAAAGCCAUGCCUGCUAUUUCAGCACUGUAGUGACGGACAGCUCCUCUUCACCGAGAGGAUGAAUGAACUAGCUCCUAAAUGAUCUCAGUGUAUGUACGCUCAACAUAUAUUCAUCAGCUUUGUUGAAACAACUCCUAAAUAUAUACCGGAAUAUACCAUUAUUCACAUUUGUCAUGCAAACAAUCAUAUUGUAACUAAUGGGAUUAAAGUAAACUAGGUUUAAGAUCGUCAAUAUAAGGACGAUGACAAAAAGGGAUUUCUAUCAGGUGAAGUCUAAAGGAUGACAGGCACUUUAAUGUUCUAUAUUUUUUACUUACGUUUGUUAAGAAAUUAUAUGAAAUAAAUGAUAUGUGAAGAAUAACAGUUGACAGAUAUACAGGAGCUCAUUGCUUGAGACAAAAAAUACUUCAAUGAUUCUUAAUUCAGUAGCAACCGUUGCUAUGUAUCAGUAUAUUUGUGCUGUGAACCAUAUUUGUCAUGUCCUAUAUGUGUGUAUAUGUGACGCAAUAGUUUGAGUAAUGAAAAUGUCUGUGUUACCUUACUGCAUCAGUUCAGUAGGAUGAACUGAGCUUUACUCACUAAGUGGUGAUAAUGUGACGUGAAUCAUUGUGUGUAUGUUUCUAUAGUAUACCAGUAGUAGUGUAGAAACAUUAAGAAUAAAAUACAGUCAUUCAAGGCUUUACUGUGCAAUCAUAAAAUAGCUUACGCAGCAAGGCUUGCAUAUGCAAUUCAUAUGAAAUCUAUUCAUUAUCUUAGCUAUUUUUGGUAUUCAGCAAUAUUUUGGUCACAGUAGAAUGUAGAAUGUGUUAGAACAUAUAAUACAGUAAUGUCCUCUUGUGUGUAAUAGAGAAGUGUCUUAUUGUAACAAGCAAAAACCUGCAUGUUUUAGAUGAUGGUCUCAUGUUCAAAACCUGUCAGUUUGUCCUUGUAAAUGUUUCAUUACUAUCACAAAUAUCGAAGUCAAGAGUGUUUAAAUGUUCAUUGUUGCUGUUACAUGUUAUUGUUGUUUUGUGUUAAUAAUGUAUUUUGCUGGACAUUUGAAUGUGAACCAGGUGACAGCGCAAGUAUUUUAUCAGAUGUACUUUUUCUCACUUUAUACCUCACAUAGUCAUCCUAUCCUCCUUUCUCUCUCUAGUUUCCUAUGCAUGCACAAUGAGGAAAAUAAGUCUUAGAAAUGCACGUUAAGUGCACUUAAAAAAGCUUAAAAAGCGAUAAAAAAAGGUCUGCUUGUUGUUGUACCUGUAUAUGAGUCCAUACAAAACAUAAACAGAUUUGCCUUAAACUUUUGACUGAUAUGCUUACAGUACAGUAUUUCUAGAGGUAUUUCCAUAGGUAUAGGUAGUAGAGAUUAUGUGCAGGAUUGUCUCAUACCGUUUCAUCAAGUGGAUGUGGUGAUUCUGUGGAAGAAGAAAUGUGUUACCUGUUUGUGUGACGUAUGGAAAUGAAUAGGAAUGUAGUAGUGGUGUUGAUAUGCUGGUUUUUGAGUUUCAUAUUUUGAUUGAUUUCCUAAUGGCACCCUUUUCCUUUUAUAUUGCACAACUUUUGACCAGGACUUUGCUCAAAAGUAGUGCACUAUAUAGGGACCAUUUAGGAUACAAACUUUAUAUAUUGGUAAUGGUCUAAUGUGUGUUUCCACUCAUAUUAUGGAAUCUAAGGCAUUGAUUGAUACUGAUUGCAGUAGCGCAGAAUAUCAGCAUGAUUCACAUUUAAAGGGAAGGUUUCCCCUUUCGUGACGCCCUCUAUUCACGGUAAACAAUGCAUGUCAGCUCAAUCGGAAAUUAACUUUACAUUUCAACCACGCUACAAUGCAGAUCUUCAGUGCUACAGAUUGAAUCAAGCCCUAAGUCCAUGCUCAUGUUAUCGUUAGUGAUAGGGAGAGUACUGUAGUUUGUGCUGUAUCAAUUGUAUUUAUUUUAUAUAGUCAAUUGAAUUUUCAGUGAAUGCAUACAACUCUAGUAAAACAUUGAAAAGCUUAUUUAUUUUUGUAGUUAAAUACGUACAUUUAUUUUCAUCCAAAAACCGAUAUGAUAUACGCACUUGAAUUGUAUUGGAGAUAUUUAUGAGAAUAUAUUGUAACCUUUUGCUGUGUAGAGAAUACUGCAAUAAAUAAAAUGAAUUCC
Messenger RNA from Oncorhynchus keta (chum salmon), 4714 nucleotides. Its product is annotated as choline O-acetyltransferase. The transcript has 15 exons. Gene Ontology annotation, molecular function: choline O-acetyltransferase activity. NCBI's taxonomy places the organism in Eukaryota, Metazoa, Chordata, Actinopteri, Salmoniformes, Salmonidae. Gene Ontology annotation, biological process: neuromuscular synaptic transmission; acetylcholine biosynthetic process. The record is from RefSeq and is a predicted model, not a curated record. The coding region runs from base 322 to 2259 and encodes 645 amino acids. Gene Ontology annotation, cellular component: neuron projection; cytoplasm.